Molecule: messenger RNA, 3632 nt
Organism: Venturia canescens
Lineage: Eukaryota; Metazoa; Arthropoda; Insecta; Hymenoptera; Ichneumonidae
Gene: LKRSDH
Product: lysine ketoglutarate reductase/saccharopine dehydrogenase
Exons: 10
Coding region: 532-3357 (941 amino acids)
Cellular component (GO): cytoplasm
Molecular function (GO): saccharopine dehydrogenase activity
Source: RefSeq, a predicted model, not a curated record
AAUAACAUGUUUGAACUUCAGCGAGUUUCGAUGAUUGCUGUAGUCUCCGGAGAUAGGACUCAUCAUCAUGAUAAGGGAAGAGGUCAGCAGCUACUCCAACCGUUGGAGAGUGCAAGAGAGAACGAAGGCGAUAAAAACGUUGCUUCCUUGGAUGUUUUAUCAGUAAAUUCGUUUCAAAUACGGUGAUGACCUCGGAGACCGAGAAGCAGAAUGAUGAUAGAACGGAGAGUAAACGAAGAUAAAGAUAGACUACAGGGCGCCGGACAUGUGAUUUUCUUGCGACCACGGCUGCUGUAUCAAAACGUGUGUGUAGUUGCUCCGAGUUCCGAGAGCAAGCGCAACGUCAGCAAACCGCGAACAUUGCUCUCAUAGGCACUUGUUCUCCAAAUUUUUAUUACAAUCUUUGAGUUACGAAGAUAGUGUUUUUUUUUUACUACGUUAUUCAUUACGCCGAGUGUAUAAAUAUUUUUCCGUUAUUGUUUUUCACUCGACAGGAAAGUAAGUGUUCACUGUUCCAACAAUAUUCGUGUCAUGCGGAUCCUGGGAUCCGUCGCUUCGAGACGCGAUGCCGCGCUCUUCCUCCCAACGGGAUUAUCUCAUGUAAUUAUGAGAAACAAUAGUAGUUUGAAGGGAAAAACAAUAGCGAUCAGGAGAGAAGACCAAUCGGUAUGGGAACGUCGAGCUCCACUGGCACCCGCGAACGUUCGACGUUUGGUACGAGCUGGCGUCAAAGUGCUCGUACAGCCAAGCAACAGACGUGCAUAUCCGGCUCAGUCCUAUCUAGCCGCUGGUGCAUUGCUUCAGGAAGACAUUAGCGAUGCUUCGGUCAUCUUCGGGGUCAAACAAGUUCCCAUUGAUCAAUUGAUACCGAACAAAACUUACUGCUUUUUCUCUCAUACGAUAAAGGCACAGGAGACUAAUAUGCCACUCUUGGAUGCUAUUUUGGAGAAAAAUAUACGUUUGCUCGAUUAUGAGAAAUUAACGGACAACAAUGGUCAGCGUGUCGUGGCUUUUGGAAAAUACGCCGGCGUCGCUGGGAUGGUCAAUAUUUUGCAUGGUCUUGGUCUGAGACUUCUUGCACUUGGUCAUCACACGCCGUUUAUGCACAUUGGUCCGGCUCACAAUUACCGAGAUUCGGCGGUAGCCAGACAAGCCAUCCGGGAUGUUGGCUACGAAAUCGCAUUAGGAGCAAUGCCCAAAUCGAUCGGACCAUUGACUUUUGUCUUCACUGGCAGUGGUAACGUGAGCCAAGGUGGACAGGAAGUCUUUCAAGAACUUCCUCACGAAUACGUCACACCUGAAACAUUGAGAAAAGUUGCGGAACACGGUGAUACCAACAAAAUUUAUAGCUGUGAGGUUCGUCGUCGUCAUCAUCUAGAAAGAAAAGAAGGCGGCGGUUUCGAUCCUGACGAAUAUGACAAGCAUCCGGAACGUUAUAUAUCGACAUUCAGCAAAAAAAUCGCUCCGUAUGCAUCGGUCAUUAUUAAUGGAAUAUACUGGGCGGUCGAUUCCCCAAAACUCUUAACGAUACCCGACGCUAAAUACUUACUGAGACCAGCAAACACACCGUGGUUACCGAUCAGCGUCGGUGCACCAGCUUUGCCUCAUCGGAUGCUUGCUAUUUGCGACAUUUCUGCUGAUCCUGGAGGCAGCAUUGAAUUCAUGAAUGAAUGCACGACAAUCGACACUCCGUUCUGUCUGUACGAUGCUGAUCGUAACAAAGACACGAAAUCUUUCAAGGGGCCGGGAGUAUUGGUAUGCUCGAUCGACAACAUGCCAACUCAAUUGCCGAGAGAGUCCACAGACUUUUUUGGUGAUUUGUUAUUUCCUUACGCCCUCGACAUCAUCCACUCUGACGCAAAAAAACCACUUGACGAGCACAAUUUUAGCCCAGCUGUGCAUGGAGCUAUUAUAGUUUCCAAUGGUGAAUUGACGCCAAAUUUUGAAUACAUACGUGAGUUACGAACACUCAAUUCACGCAGCAGGCACAAAGCUGAGAAUGGAGAAACACAGACAAAGAAGGUGGUCGUACUGGGGGCUGGUUACGUAUCCGCUCCUCUGGUCGAAUACCUCAAUAGGGACAAAAACAUAGCGAUAGCCGUGUGUUCGCACUUGAAAGACGAAGCUGACGCACUAGCCAACGAGUAUCCGGCAGUUGAGCCGGUAUUUCUCAAUGUAAUCGAACGACCCGACACUCUUAAGGAAAUCGUUAGUUCGGCGGACGUUGUAGUAUCGCUUCUCCCGUACGCGCUUCACCACGUUGUCGCCAAAACUUGUAUUGAAACUAAAACUCAUUUGGUUACCGCGAGUUACAUGAACGAUGAUAUCAAAUCUCUCCAUGCUGAAGCCGAGGCUGCCGGUAUAACGAUACUGAACGAGGUGGGUCUUGAUCCUGGGAUCGAUCACCUUCUUGCUCUUGAAUGUUUCGAAGAUGUUCGUCAGGCUGGUGGUAAAAUUAAGUCUUUCGUAUCCUGGUGCGGUGGAUUACCGGCGCCUGAAUGUUCGUACAAUCCUCUGCGAUAUAAAUUCAACUGGUCGCCCCGUGGCGUUCUGCUCAAUACUCUAUCACCCGCAAAAUAUUUCCAUAAUGGACAGGAAGUAUAUAUCAACGGCGGAGGUGAUUUGAUGUCAAACGUUCGGAGUCUCGACUUUCUUCCCGGAUUCGCUCUCGAGGGUUUCCCGAAUCGUGACAGUACAGUUUAUCGUGAAUUGUAUGGUAUCACGAACGCUUCCACGGUUUUAAGAGGAACCCUCAGAUUCAAGGGCUUCGCUGAUACUAUGCAAGGCUUACAAUUUCUAGGCCUCAUUGAUCCGGAUCCUCAUCCCAUUCUCCAUCCAAGAGGGCCAGAAAUUACUUGGCGGACAUUAAUUUGCCAUCUCUUGGGCCUCAUAAAUGAUGACAUAUUUUACGAAAACCUGAAGCGCAAAUUAGCUGAGCGAGUGAAUUCGGAGGAACGCGUACAAGCGAUCGAAGAUCUUGGUUUGUUGAACGAAGAUCCUGUUCUGAAAUUGAACACGCCUCUUGACACAUUGACGCAUUAUUUAUCAAAGAAACUCGCUUAUGACAGUCACGAACGUGACUUAAUUAUUUUGAGACACGAAGUCGGAAUUUUAUGGCCUGACGACAGGCAAGAGGAAAAAGGAAUCAAUUUUGUACUCUAUGGUGAUACGAACGGCCAUUCAGCAAUGUCACGGACCGUUGGAUAUCCAGCUGCGAUGGGAACAAAAAUGAUACUCGAUGGUGAGAUUCAACAGCGCGGAAUGGUACUUCCGUUCACCCCCGAUAUUUACCGUCCCAUGCUCAAUCGCCUUCGGUUAGAAGGUUUGCAGUCGUUUGAAACUUCCAAGUGGCUUUGAUGAGAUUCACAUCGAUGGUUGUCUAUGUUUGUAUUCCGUCUCAUUGUGUACAAUAUCAUCAUUUUCGAUGAUGUCAAGAUUGAUGUGUUACAUUCUUAUAAAAUGAUCUCACAAACGUAUGAGUUAACAUAAUAAAAAUUCACGAAAUUUUUGUCAGGAAACUCGAAUGUUUAAGUACUAUGUCAGUUGAGGCUGCAGAUCAGUUAUAAGCUUUGAAAAAAUAAAUGAUGUCCAGAUGAACGUAAAUAAAAAAAUAUAUAAAACAGGUUAUUCAA